CUUUGAUUGAAAAAUUAUCAGUUGCUUAUCAGCACUUCAAACAACAUUACUUGCGUUAGUAAACAACUCUUGCUCAAAUAUAAAAAUGGCUUUCAAGUUCUUCGCCCUUUUCGCUCUGGUCGCUGCUGCCAGCGCUGCUGUGCUGCCAGUUGCCGUGAAGCACAUCGAAUACCAUGAUGCCCCAGCUGAGUACCAGUUUUCCUAUUCUGUCCACGAUGAGCACACCGGUGACAUCAAGAGCCAACAGGAAGAACGUCACGGAGACAAUGUUAAGGGACAGUACACCUUGAUUGAUGCCGAUGGAUACCGUCGAGUUGUUGACUACACCGCUGAUGAACACAAUGGAUUCAAUGCCGUGGUGCAGCGUGAACCUCUAGGUCACAAGGUCGUCAAGACCGUUGUCCCAGUCGCCAAAGUUGUCGCUCCAGUUGCCCACCACUACGUUGCCCCAGUUGCCAAGAUUGCCUAUCCAGUGCACAAGGUCACCGUUCCAGUCGCCAAGGUUGCUGUCCCGGUGCACAAGGUAGCCUAUACCAACAAUCUGGCUACUGUUAGCUUUUCCGCUCCCAGUCUGAGCUAUCAUUAUUGAAUUGUUGAUUUGUAAAGAAUCGUUGACUAAUAAUAAGGCUAAUAUAAUUGAA
This is a messenger RNA of Aedes aegypti (yellow fever mosquito), 641 nucleotides long. RefSeq names its product larval cuticle protein A2B. The record is from RefSeq and is a predicted model, not a curated record. Lineage: Eukaryota; Metazoa; Arthropoda; Insecta; Diptera; Culicidae. The coding region runs from base 86 to 589 and encodes 167 amino acids. The transcript has 2 exons. Gene Ontology annotation, cellular component: extracellular matrix.